UUGUUUUUAAAGUCUUCCUCCGCGACCGGCGCGUCACUACUGGCGAGGUCACGUGACAGUAGCGGUCGGAGACGGUUAUAUGAUUGCUUAUUAGCCCAGGGGGAGCCCCCCGUAACAGCACAGCAGCAGCAGGAGGCGGCGGCGGCUGGAGCAAGUCAUCGGGAUACUGGGGCUGGGGGGGAACCGACAGUGAAGCCCGGCCCCCCAGCCACUCAUAUAAACACCGACCGUGAGCGGCCCCCGCUGUCACACAGGGCCCCGGGGAGGGAGGCUCAUCUCCCCGCUAACCGUCCUGCCGGCUGGCCUCAGCCCUGUGCUUGCAGCGGAGAGGGACACCCCGGGUGGGAGCUGCAGCCAUGUCAUCUCCCAGCCCGGGCAAGAGGCGGAUGGACACUGAUGUGGUCAAACUAAUUGAAAGCAAGCAUGAAGUUACAAUUCUAGGAGGACUCAAUGAAUUUAUAGUGAAAUUUUAUGGACCACAAGGAACACCAUAUGAAGGUGGCGUGUGGAAAGUUCGUGUGGACCUUCCUGAUAAAUAUCCUUUCAAAUCUCCUUCUAUAGGGUUCAUGAACAAAAUAUUUCAUCCAAAUAUUGAUGAAGCGUCAGGUACAGUGUGUCUAGAUGUCAUCAAUCAAACCUGGACAGCUCUUUAUGAUCUCACAAAUAUAUUUGAAUCCUUUCUGCCCCAAUUGCUGGCCUACCCUAACCCAAUAGAUCCACUGAAUGGAGAUGCAGCAGCUAUGUAUCUCCAUCGACCAGAAGAAUACAAACAAAAAAUUAAAGAAUACAUCCAGAAAUAUGCAACAGAAGAGGCCCUGAAAGAACAGGAAGAGCGCACAGGGGACAGCUCAUCUGAAAGCUCAAUGUCUGACUUCUCUGAAGAUGAAGCUCAAGACAUGGAGUUGUAGUAGAUACAAUCUGCUUUUUGGAAGCGAAAAAGACUGAUUUCCUAACCAUGAAAAGCAGACUAUAAUAUUCAUAUUUAAACAAAGCAAUUUUUUUUAUUACUAAAACAAUGUUUUUAUGAAUAAUAGCAUUGAUAUAUCAUCACCCUUUAGGUCUUGAUCUUCCCCGUCAUUUCUCAACCCAAUGUGCAUAGCGUAUUCCCACAUUCCAUUUUGGUAGCUGUGUGCAUGAGUUCAGCAGUCAAACAUUGUGUGCUACUUGAACUCUGUCUAAGGGGGAAAAAAGCAAAAAAAAGAUAAAAUCCCACAAAAACGCAACAUAACUGGCUGCUGUGAUGCAUAGUUUGCAAGUAGUGUCGUCAUUUUAUCAGCGCCCUGCCAAGUGGAACACGCCUCGGACUCUGUGCUGGAACUUUGCAUUCUCCAAAGCUAAUGAUGAACUUUUAAGGCAUACUGUAUUAAGAACGUCUUUAGAUUACAGAUGCAAACUUCAAAAGAAUAUUUGGUUUUGUGGGUCACCCUUUAUUUUUAUUUUCUUACCCAAAGUCUGCACAUUAGUUUGACAAAAAAAAACAAAAACAUAAGAGCCCAAUGAGAGCUGGACUUUAUAGAUGCCUCUUGGAUUUUAAGUACUUAUAAAUAUAUUAUAUAUUUUUUUUUUUUUUUUAGUCCCCUCUCACUUUUUGUUUGUUUUUUUUAAAUUGUGGAAUCAUCUCCCCUUUUUAGGCCAAGGUGGGAAGAUGCUUAGACCACUGGUAUAUUGGUGCCAUCUUGGAGGAUUUCAGUCACUUGGUUGGAGCCGGGGGUGGGCUGAACUUCACUGGUGGUAAAGUGACCCAUAGUCAUUUUUCCCCUUUUAGAAAAUGAGGGUGGUGAAUUGUAUGACUUAAUUUACUUUAAAAUAUAGAGACGGCUACA
Messenger RNA from Pelobates fuscus (common spadefoot toad), 1823 nucleotides. It is a transcript of the gene UBE2H, whose product is annotated as ubiquitin conjugating enzyme E2 H. Bases 357 to 908 code for a protein of 183 amino acids. NCBI's taxonomy places the organism in Eukaryota, Metazoa, Chordata, Amphibia, Anura, Pelobatidae. Gene Ontology annotation, cellular component: nucleus. Gene Ontology annotation, biological process: protein polyubiquitination; ubiquitin-dependent protein catabolic process. The record is from RefSeq and is a predicted model, not a curated record. The transcript has 7 exons. Gene Ontology annotation, molecular function: ubiquitin conjugating enzyme activity.